Messenger RNA from Serinus canaria (Common canary), 3939 nucleotides. RefSeq names its product discoidin, CUB and LCCL domain-containing protein 1-like. The record is from RefSeq and is a predicted model, not a curated record. NCBI's taxonomy places the organism in Eukaryota, Metazoa, Chordata, Aves, Passeriformes, Fringillidae. The transcript is spliced from 16 exons. The coding region runs from base 1016 to 3322 and encodes 768 amino acids.
GGGUGGCAGCGGAGGGAGGAGGAUGCGCGCGGGCGGCAGGGCGGCCCCGGGGGCGCUAGCGCUGGUCCGCCACUGCCUCCUGCUCGGCUCUCUGGGGCUGCGCUCUGCCAGCGCACAGGACGGUGAGUGCUGAUUGCGGAGCACCGGCGGCGGGACAUCCCACACCGGGACGCGACACCGGGAGCCCCACUCCCACCGGUACCGCCGGAGCUUCUGGUUCGCUCGCCGGGAUGGGACCGGAACUUGGUGCGGUAUGGGGACUGGGAAGGGGUCGCCUCUGCCCCGACACGGUCCGGAACGGGCUCUUCGCUGUGUCUGUACCGGGGUCGAAUCCGGAUGGGCUCCCGGGAAGUUCCCCCUUGUGACCAGAGCAGACCACACCGGCACAGGGCCGUCGUGGUGCGCCUGCCCCGGUUCCUUUCCUGAACGCGAUCUCUGCCAUCCCUCUGUCCCGGUACCCGACUGGACGGGGUCCCCGCCGUCCGUCUGUCCUGGUACUGGUCCGGGACGGGGUCCCCAGUAUCCCUCUGCUCCUGUACCGGACGGGACGAGCUCUGUCCCUGCCCCCACCAUCCCCGCAUCACGCUGGUUCUGCACCCGCCCAUUUUCCCCGCAACCCCCCCAGCUCUCUCAGUCCCUGCCCUGGUGGCGACUACGCCGGGGGUCCCGAGAGUCCCGCGUUCGGCUCCAUCCCGCCUGCAAGGCUUUCCCGGGGAACCCCCAAUCCACGGGUUAAGAGGAUCGCUGGAGUUUACAUGCAGAGCCGGGCAGUGGCCUCCAUCCCGGGAAUGCCGCUCCCGGGAGGAUUUGUAGCCGUGGGGUCCAGGACGAGCCCGAGGAAAUGAUCAACGUGAUCCCAAAGUUCAUGUUUCCCUGUGUCACUCGUCCCCAACUCAUCCAAGAGCGAGGAAACAACGACGGGUCAUCCAAAGCAUUAUCCCCGAGGGGAAACUGAGGCGCUGGGACAGGCUGGGAUCACUGGAGGCUGAAUCCCACCCAGUUUUGCCAAGAAAUUAUGGCCAGGUCUCAAUGCUUGGUGCUUUCAGCUUAUUUCCAGGAUAUUCCCUCAUGCCCAGACGCAGUGAGCCCAGAGAAAAGCCCCUUUUGUGGUGAGUCCGGCAUCGCCCUGGGAAGGAUACAAUGGGGAUGCAGCUGCCCAAGGUUAUCUUCAAGGUCAAGGCUGCAGUCAGGGGGUCUUGGGGGCUGCUCAGUCCUGUAUAGCCCCAUGGAGUGGGGAUAUUCUCUCCUUCAAUCCUUUUAUAUCCCCCCCAAUUUGAAGUUCUCCUGGACUGCAGGAUGUAGAGGAGCUGGAGGUAGAGGGUCAUGCUGGGUGGUGUGGGGGAAGCUGUGGCAGCUUCAUCCCUGGAUCCGCCUGUGGACGGUUCCCAGUGCCAGGAGCAUCCAGAAGAGCCCCCAGAAAAUGAUGCUUUGGAUGAGGAAAAUGUCUGCAGGAAACGGCUGUGGCCACACACUGCUGACACCCCACAGUGGCACCCUGAGCUCCAAGAACUACCCGGGCACGUAUCCCAACCACACCAUGUGUUGCUGGCGGCUCCAAGCCCCCCCAGGCACCUCCAUACUCCUGGCAUUCGGGGAUGUGGAUCUGGAGCCCUCAGAGCACUGUGCCCACAGUUCCUUGCUGCUCGCUGACCCCCAGACCGGCACUGCCUACGGGCCCUACUGCAGGAACUCCGUCCCUUCUGCCUCACUUCUGGUGACAAACUCCAGCACUGUGACCGUCCUAUUCAACAGCACCAGCCACCGCUCGGGACGAGGCCUCCUUGUGUCCUAUGCCACCUCGCAGCACCCAGACCUGGUCUCCUGCCUGGUUCGAGGCACCCACUACACCCAGGAGCACAUCAGUGUGUACUGCCCUGCAGGCUGCAAGGACAUCCAUGGGGACAUCUGGGGCAACCCGAGCCAGGGCUACCGGGAUACAUCGGUGCUGUGCAAGGCAGCUGUGCAUGCCGGGGUGAUUGCGGAUGAGCUGGGCGGGCAGGUCACCCUGUCCCGAGAGAAGGGGAUCACACUCUAUGAGUCGGCCUUUGCCAACGGGCUCCGCUCCAAAAGGGGAUCUCUCUCCGAGAAACGACUUGUAUUCCACAAAGACUGUGAUGAUGUGCUGGAGGUGGUCACCUUCAAUGCCUCGUCCUGGUGGCAUGAGGUGGACGUGCUGGGCCAGGUCCGAGCCUGGGUGGCUGAACGGGCAGCACUUAGCACCACUGGCCACUCCUGGGCGGCUGAACCCGGUGCCAAGGCUGCCUGGCUGGAGCUGGACCUGGGCACCCGAAGGAAUGUCACAGGCAUCAUCACAAAGGGCUCCUCUGAGCAGCACAACUACUACGUGAUGUCCUACCAUGUCUCCUCUAGCCGCGACGGGAAGAACUGGAGACCCUACAGAGGCAGCAGUGGUCAGGAGGACAAGGUGUUUGAAGGAAAUGCUGACAGCCAGGGGGAGGUCUCUAACGCCUUUAUCCCCCCCAUCAUCGCUCGCUACAUCCGUGUCACACCGCAGAGCUGGCACCAGCGCAUUGCCCUGAAGGUGGCCCUGAUGGGCUGCCAGCUGGCACGAGUCCGCAUACCCCGUCCCUAUGUGCCCAGUGUCCCCAAGGAGGUGCUUGAAGCCACCCGCCAGCCAGCCAGCCGCACCCCCAUCCCUGGCAUCACCCUGGACCCAGAAAAGGCAGGCUCCACACUGCUGGUGAUGCUGCUUAUUGGCAGCUUUGUGCUUCUCUGCUCCUGCCUCCUGCUCCUGGCUUUCCUCUGCUACAGGAAGAGGAAGUCAGCAGUGGAGCUGAACUGCGGGAUCACAAAAGGGUACCCCAAGCUGGAGUCGAGCCAGGUCUGCUCCCUGCAGAGCCUGCCAGCGCCCAGCCUGGCCUCCUUCCCCAUGACCCCCACACCAGGGGACCUCAGCUGGACCCAUUCGCCAGAGUACACGGAGCCAGACCUGGUGCAGGUGAACCCCAGCAGCCAGACAGGUCCCUCCACCUUUAAGCCACUCUUGGAAGAGGGCUACACUCUACCACUGGUCCUCAACCACUACGACGUCCCAGGGAAGCACAAUGAGUAUGCGGAGCCACUGCCACCAGAGCCUGAGUACGCCAUGCCAUUCAGUGAGCCGGAGCCUGCCGGGAUGCACCGCAGCACUUGCAUCAUAACAGGACCUGCCAGGUGCUCCCCGGUGCAGUACCAGACCCCUGCCCUGCGGCCUGGGGAGCUGCCAGCUGCGGUGGAGGGGACUGGCAGCCCCUAUUCUGAGGGGUCCUGUGGGUGGCCUAGGCACUGUCCCCUUGCGCAUGUGUACCAUGAAGCUUUGUGAGGAGGGGAGUACAGCAGCACGGUAAUGGGCAGGGGGGAAGGCGUGUAAAGGAGGACCUUCUCCGCACUCGCAAUGGGCUUUUUUAAAGUUAUUAUAUGUUAAUAUAUGCUUUAUAUAUAGAAAGACAGAUAUGGAGUGGAGUGCCCUGCACCGCCUGCUGGCCGGGGAUGCAACCAAUGCACCCGGGCCAGAGUGUUACAGUCCUUGUCGCACCUUUCUCGCCGUUCAUGGUAUCAUAGCCUCCGGCCACGCUGAGAGACGACACAGUACGCCGGAGCACCAGGAACCCCUCGCAGUUACAGGAACUGCCCACAACCCGUUCUCUGCCAUUCACUGAUUCCGGGGUGCCGGAACAGGCGGUUACCGGCAUCCCCCUCUCACAAAAAUUGUGCUUCCGAAAUCUCUUGAUGUCGAUUCCGCGGGGGUAGCGCGCAGCCUCCCCCGUGCCACGCACGGCAGAAGCCCUUUUUAAAUCGUUUCUCUGACCCCACCCACAACGGGAAAGCGCGGGUGUACCCGCUAGGACAGGGCGACAGACGCCGCAGAUACUAAACAUGCUGGUCGGUAUGUCUGUUCUUUCUUCCACUCUCAACUCAUUUUUUAUCGCCAUUUCUGUG